GAUACAGAGCAUGGGUGUUGUGAUGGAAUGGUAUUAAUGUAAAUUGUUGCUUUUUUCAGUUGUGUAGCCUAGUCAGAAACUUCUUGAUACCGGAGGCAGAUCUUUGGAAUACCGAACACAGUACCUAUAUAUCAUGAGACAUGAUUCUGUUGCUUCCUAUUCACCUUAUAAGACAAAGAAGGGAAAAGCUACAUUAUUCGCAUUCCGCACUGCCAUUUUGGCUUGGAACAAGGAAAUAUUCUUGGAGAUCCAAUAGAUUUUUCUCACAAUUUAAACUGACUUUCAUCUGAAACAUUCAGUUAUAUGAUGAACUAUUAUUCUGUGAGUGGCAAUACUGCAAUACGAAAUGAUAUGUGUUCUUCCUUGUUGCUUGGUCAGUUUAUUGAUGAAACUAUCAUUUCGGAACUAAACUCAAUAAGUUGAGAAUUGUUCAUUUCAUCACUCUAUAAGCAGAUCAUUAUCUUACUAGUGUCGGGUAAUACUUGGUCAAUAAUAUAUUUUUGAAUUUGAGAAUUUGAAUUUUGUAUGAAUGGGUAGUGAUAGAUAUGGAGGAUAAACAAACAACCAGUGUAUGUGCUUCUACAGUACCAAUGACAACAACAGCAGUGAGCUUGCCUGAAUCCGUUGCUAUGCCAGUCAUUUGUGGUUUCUAUUUUCAUGAGGAGGCAAAAGAGCAUGUACUUGCCAAAGCUCUGUACGAUAACACUGCCGAAGCUCCAGACGAGCUAGCGUUCAGGAAGGGGGACAUCGUGACCGUCUUGGAGCAGAAUACCGGUGGUCUGGAAGGAUGGUGGCUCUGCUCCCUCAAUGGACGACAGGGUAUCGCCCCUGGCAACCGCCUCAAGCUCCUUGCAGGCAUCUAUGAAAGCCCUAACCAUCCCAUCACCAAUGCAUCUCCUCAUAAGGUAUGUUGAUGAAUCAAACCAUAUGUGAACAGAACUUUGUUUGAAACCAUGUAGUGGCAGUUUCAGGCAGGGACGCAAGAGGCACACACGUCCCAUCUAUGACUUGAGACUCACCAUUGAAAAUACAUAUUAAUAUAGCUAAAUCUAAGAAAAUAACAGUAUAUUUUGCAAUAUUCAUUGCAUCGCUAUCUAAUAUCUGGGAGUUCACAAGACACUGGUAAAUGCUUUGAUAUUAUCCAUCAAAUUGUGAUUAAUUUUCCAUUAGUCAUCACAUUUGUACAAUGUUAAAUGUCAGUUUUGUAUGAAGUGUUAUCAGUAAUAUUUGAUGAAAUCCUUGGACAAAUAUCAUUUUAAGUUUAAAAAUUUCAGAGCUAGAAUUUAAAGAUUCUGAAUCCUUGCCAUGGAUUAAAACAGUCAACCCUCAGAUUAUUGUUGGAUAAUUUACUCACACAAUUAGAAAUUCAUUUUUUGAUAGCUUCCCCCAUAUUACUCAUGCACCAAUUUAGCUUGAUAUCUCAGUUCAUUAUGGAGAGUAUAGGAGGGGUGUAUGCCGUGGAUUUAUGAUUAUUGAUGAAAUUAGAGAAGGAUUUAGGAGUGUGACUCUGCGCUCAGCUGGAGGAUUCUGGAAUGAGACGUUAAUCCCAGCUUUCGUCAUCAUAUUUCAUAAUGACGUGGAAGAAGUGGGGAAAUCUCCUGGUUUAGGAAUCAUGCAAUGUGGGAUUUCAUUUAAAGGAAUGAUAGUUUCCUACAAUAGCAGGUGUGUGCGUGCGUAGGGCUUAGCUCUGUCAAGGUGCUAAGAAAGACAGCACCUGGGGAGUGAAGACGUGACCUGUUUUACCUCUGUUGCCUGGCAACCCAUAGAUGGUGAUAGAUGGGCGGAGUCAGAACCUUGGUACUGUAAUGAAAUCAUCUCUACACUUGCUACAAUGGCCCUUGAGAAUUUAGCGACCCAGCAAAAUAUUAUCUUCGGUUGUUACUGGAGUGCGAUUGAUCUUUAUACUGGAGUGUAUAAUACAUUCUUAAAAUAUAUUACUUAAGAUGAAUAGUUUGAGAUUCAACUGGGCGAAACUAUAGUCAGAAAUGACUACAUUGUGGCCAGAAAAUAGUCAAAAUGACUAAAGUACUAAGUUGCCUCUUCCUAUUGCUUUUCUUCUGCCAAGAGUCAUAUUCAGUGUAUGUACUUCAGAUAAAAGUGGAAAUCACUAUUUGAGGGAAAAGCAGAUAUCUAGUUUUGCAAUCAUUUUCCUUCAACAUUUGCCUGUUUGAAAGAAUUAAAUGAAAACCCUUUUUUUAUUUGACAAAACGGCUGAAAUGAUUAAUAAUAAUGAUAGAUCAUAUAUACAUUGAAGCAAGAAAUUAUUUCACGUUUUAAUUUUCUCUGACAAAAUCUAUGACUAUAAACUAAUCCUCACAUUUGCUUUUGCAUUCUAAAAAUAUAUCUGACUCGAUUUAUAUCUUCCACUAGUUGUGGCCUGGUAAAGGUCUCAAGCUCUAUCACAAUGCCACCUUGUUAUAAAUUUGGAAUGCUUCAAAAAUAGAAUAGACAAAUCAUGCAAUCCUAAUCUGAUUUUCCUAACUUGGUGUGAGAACAGGGCCCCGUCUUACAAAAAACAGUUACGAUUGAUCCAAUCAAUCUCAACUAUAUGGAAAUCCAUCCAUACCAUAAUUUUUUCUACAGGAAAUUUGCACAAUCUCCAUAGUAAACAAGGAGAAUCACGCUGAAUCUUCAAGAGAACGAUGAAUGCAUGAAUAUACAUCAGAUCUAAAAAAUAUUUUGAACAAAUUUGCAUUUUAGAGGUUGACAUCGCUGGCCGUCCAUAGUUGUGGUCGAUCGGAUCAAUCGUAACUCUUUGUAAGACAGGGCCCAGAUCUAACAACACACCCUGUCUUCCAAUAUAUGCUAUGUCAUGACUGGUAAAAAAAGAGGAAAAAUCCCAUGGUCUGUGAUAUCUGAGAAAAAAAGGUGAUCACAUGAUAUAGCAUGUGUUCAUUACUAGUUGGAAUCUGAUGCCGUCAUUUUGGUGAUGUUCCGUUUUCAAUUUUAUUUUCAUAAACAUCAGGGCAUGAGUCAGUAAAUGCUGGAUCAACCUUCGCUCUUCUUAUUUGAAAAGAAGUACAUUUCUACAGCCUUUUUCUUCUGGAAUUGCAUCAUUUCAGAUGAAUAUCCUGGUGAUUGGUGGGGAUUUUUUUUACCUGAUUGCUAAGAAAGCAUGAAUGCUUGUAAGCAAGCAACCAGAGGACCGACGGCUUAAGGUCCUCUCCGAAGGACCUGGUAAUGCGGAUUAAUGCCUUACCAAAGGGCACUAGCGCACCAAGUGGGAAUUAAACCCGGGUCACCGGAAUACGAAUCCUCCGCUCUACCGACUGAGCUAUUGCGCCUCCUCAUGGGUCCAUAAGUGAAUAGGGAGUUUUUGCACGAGGUUGCAGAAUGCUUUCAAUGAAAUUGAAAAUGUAUUGAAAAUUUCUGUGUUAGUUUAGUGAACGUGGUCAUCGGUACCUAGUAUUCAUUCAUCCUUUUUGAGAAGGUAUGUUUUUUUAUUGUGUUUUUGC
Molecule: messenger RNA, 3455 nt
Organism: Lytechinus pictus (painted urchin)
Lineage: Eukaryota; Metazoa; Echinodermata; Echinoidea; Temnopleuroida; Toxopneustidae
Product: breast cancer anti-estrogen resistance protein 1-like
Exons: 2
Coding region: 546-914 (122 amino acids)
Biological process (GO): cell surface receptor protein tyrosine kinase signaling pathway; cell migration
Cellular component (GO): cytoplasm; plasma membrane
Molecular function (GO): protein binding
Source: RefSeq, a predicted model, not a curated record